GAAGGACCCCGCAGGCAAAGUGCCAGUUGAGGGCUAAAGAGGAGCAAGGUGUCAAAUCUGGAGCAGGUCUUGUAGUGUAGACCAAGGAGGGUCUUACUUUGAGCUGACAUGGCAGUAGCUGAAGUCGUGGUGGUGGGAUCCUGUAUGACUGACCUGGUGAGUCUUACUCCACGUCUGCCAAAAGCUGGAGAGACCAUACACGGACAUAAGUUUUUCACUGGUUUUGGGGGGAAAGGUGCCAACCAGUGUGUGCAGGCUGCUCGACUUGGAGCUAAAACCUCAAUGAUCUGUAAGGUUGGGAAAGAUUCCUUUGGUAAUGAUUAUAUUGAAAACUUCAAGAAAAAUGGGAUCCCUACAGAAUUUGUAAACCAAGCGGAAGAUGCUGCUACUGGAGCUGCAUCAAUUGUAGUCAAUAGUGAAGGGCAAAACUUCAUUGUCAUUGUUGCAGGAGCAAAUUUGCUUUUAAAUUCUAAUGACUUGAAGAGGGCUGCUCAUGUCAUCUCGAAAGCCAAAGUUAUGGUUUGCCAGCUUGAAAUCAGUCCAGCGAUUUCUCUGGAAGCUAUGAAAAUGGCUCAAGCCAGUGGAGUGAAGACUUUGUUUAAUCCAGCUCCAGCACUUGCUGACCUAAAUCAAGAGUUUUAUACCCAUUCUGACAUCUUCUGUUGCAAUGAAAGUGAGGCGGAAAUUCUAACGGGCAUUGCAGUUGGUAAUGCUGAAGAUGCUGGACGUGUGGGAUGUAUCUUGUUAGAGCGAGGCUGCAAGACCGUUAUUGUAACCUUGGGCCCAGAGGGUUGUGUCAUGGUCUCCACAAAAGCACCCACUCCAAAACAUGUUCCUGCUCAGAAGGUCACCCCUGUGGACACCACGAUUCACCUGUUGAGUUUUUGGAAUGAAGUUUCUCCUGGGAAAUGAAGAAUGUAUUAUGGAUAUCAGAACUAAAGCUAUGAGUGCCACCAAUUCCCAAGACUUUGGUGGCAGGGGUCCUCAUCAGAAUAAUUUCUGAAAAAUUCCAUAGUCUCGUCUACAUGGCUGCUUUAUCAACAUUCUUAUUCACCACAGUCCAGAAUUACUUAGCAGGAGUGCUGCUCAUUGAAAUGUUCAGAGUUUGGGAAAGUUGCAUUUUUCGGCAGCUCCAAGCCCAGAGCCGUCCAGCUCGACCAGCAGUAAUGAUCAUUGAGAAUUCUGAUGGCUGUAGUAAAAGAAGAAAGAAGAAACGUGGCCAAACUCUAGAAAUUUCAGCUAUCUUGCUUUCUCCUAACUAAGAAUAAAAAAUGAAAUGAAAACCAUUUGCCCUCCCUUUAAAGUUAUUCUGAUUACCUCAGUAAUAACGAGAGAUUUGUACUUACUUAGAGAUGUGCUUAGAGACACUUCUGUUUUUGCUUGUUCUAGACCUUAGUGUUGACUCCCAUUUUCCAGAGCUAAGCUCUGACUCAGUCUGAACUCAGCCAAAAAAAUGCUGAAGUUUAAUUGUGUAGGUGAAAGUGCUGAGCCAUACAAACUUUUAUGAGUUUGCUGUUUUAAGCUUACUUUCCUUUUUGUUGAGUGACCAUUCUUUCAUGCUCUUUAGUCCACAUGGAUUGCCUCUUAAUUGUUAGUCUGAGGGGUUUCAUAGAAAGGCUCUGGAUUAGGUAACAACAAACUGCUUUGGUGAAACAAAGUGCCUAAAAGUCCUCUUAUCGAACUUGUGCCUUUAUUGGCACAGUAAAAUGUGUACCAAAUAAACAUGAAAGUAUGCACACAUGAAAAUAUCUCUUCAGAUCCCAAAUCAAACCAAUUGUAGUUUUCAUGCAUCAAGAGCAAGUCUUUGGUAAAACUUAUGGGUCUUAAUUGCAUACUCAAGACCAACUCACCUAAAAAUACACAAUGGCAAUAAUUUGCGAAAGCCACCAUGAUGCAGUGGUUUAAGCAUUCAAUUCUGGGAUCAGGACUAAUCCCUGCUUGGUCUUCAUAACCCACCAGGUGACUUUAGGAAACUCACAGUCUCAGCCUCAUGAGAAAGCAAAAGCAGAGUCCCUCUGCACAAAUCUUACCAAGGAAAUCCUAUAACCUUUGGGCUGCCAUAAGAUGGAAAUGACUUGAAAGCACAAAACAAUUUUAUAACAAUAUCCUUCUUCCUCUUUUGUGAAGAAAAACCCUCUUUUUUGAGCAAUACAGCCAAAACGGAAAAGAAAAUAAGAAAGUCUGAGGAUUGGGACAACUGAUAGCAUAGCCAUGAAUUAGUAAAUUUUGGCACACUAAACAUGUGGGCUCUAUCCCCACUAUUAUUGAGAGCUGAUUCCAUUGAACUUGGUGAGAGAGAAAUAUUCUUAGGAUAGUAUGUUACCACACAGGAAACAAAGGGCUGCCUGGGUGUGAAGAAAGCCUUAGAAAGCUUGAUGACAGCAAGCAUCUAGCAUUCCUGAUAAGAUUUUCUCAGGAAAGAACAAACAACUCCAUCCACCGUGUCUGGCUGUCUUCACAUGUUGUAGUUUGGGAUGUUAAGGUGAGGGUUUUUAUGAUCCCUUUGAUCAAGUAGACACACCACUCAGUUUCAUAUUUCAUAAGAACAGACCUUAUCUUACAAAAAAAAAGAA
Anolis sagrei ordinatus is the source of this 2573-nucleotide messenger RNA. It is a transcript of the gene RBKS, whose product is annotated as ribokinase. Lineage: Eukaryota; Metazoa; Chordata; Lepidosauria; Squamata; Anolidae. Gene Ontology annotation, biological process: D-ribose metabolic process. The record is from RefSeq and is a predicted model, not a curated record. Gene Ontology annotation, molecular function: ribokinase activity.